Messenger RNA from Nilaparvata lugens (brown planthopper), 1226 nucleotides. RefSeq lists its product as uncharacterized. Gene Ontology annotation, biological process: sensory perception of smell; detection of chemical stimulus involved in sensory perception of smell. The transcript is spliced from 5 exons. NCBI's taxonomy places the organism in Eukaryota, Metazoa, Arthropoda, Insecta, Hemiptera, Delphacidae. Gene Ontology annotation, molecular function: olfactory receptor activity; odorant binding. Gene Ontology annotation, cellular component: plasma membrane. Bases 42 to 494 code for a protein of 150 amino acids. The record is from RefSeq and is a predicted model, not a curated record.
AGGAUGGUGGAGGAGAAGGGAAAAUAGAAAAGGGAUUGAGAAUGAUGGUGAGAGAACUGGUGAAACAUCAUCAGACUAUUUUCAGGAAAGUGGAAGACUUGAACGAUGGAUUCAGAUUUCGUUUGUUCUAUUUCAAUGCAUACAUUUGCUUACAAAUUUGCCUGGGGAUAUUCAUUUUCAUGAAAGGGGAAAUUCUUCUGAAAAUCAAGUAUGGAAUAAUUUUGAUCACAAUUACAAUUGUUGAAUUUUUGUUCAGUGAAAACGGACAAAAACUGCAGGAUGAGGGUAAAGACCUGAGGACAGCUCUAUACAACUGCAGUUGGCAAGAUAGGCCUAAAUGGUUCAUAAGCACUCUAAAAAUUCUAAUGAUACGAAAUAAUAGGCUACCGAAAAUUGUACUUUUCAAUGUUUUUACACUCAACCGCAACAAUAUGACCGUAGUGACGCGAGGUGCAUAUUCAUACUUCAGUCUGCUCAACAACUUUUCACAUUAAUUACAGAAAAGGAUUCAACGAAGGGAACAAAAUACCAUGAAAAAUCUCAUCUCUGGAAAAAAUCAAUUUUCAUGAAAUUUUAACAAGAACGUCAAGAUAUCACAGACAAUUAUGAUGAAAUAAACUGAGGAAGAGGCGUAAAAUACGAAUGAAUUGAUCAUAAUAUUACUAUAAAAUUUUAUAAAACUUUAAAGUGAAAAAACACUCACAUUCUUUGAUGUGGCGACGUCCGUUUCGUGCUGGUAUCGCACAUUUUCAAGCCAAACAGGAACUCAAAUCAUUAUUAUGAUCAUAAUAAUUCAAGAUCGAUUCUUGAGAAUAAUGAGCUUACCCAAAUCUGUUUGUUUGUGUAGCAACCAAUUAAGGGACCAAUGUGAGCAAUUCCAGUAUCAGGUUGCUAUACGAAACUAAACCUUUCUAAUUUGGUUCAGAAAUUUCUUCAAGAAUAUAGUUUAUAAACACGUCACUAAAUUCCCUCUUUUUUCUUUCUGAGGAUCAUGCUAUGCUUAACCCUAGGUUUGUGCAACAGUAUAGGGAGGGAUGACGAGAAUUGAAUGAACAUUCAGUUUUAGGCGGUGGAUUCCAAACGUUUUAUACGAUUUGGAAGAAGCCCUUCUCAUUAGAUUAUACCGCAAAGGACUGAGUAGAUAGUAAAUUGUUCACAUUUCAUGACUGUCAAAAUCAAACCUUAGUGAUCUCUUUGAGGAAAAGAGUGAUCGAAAUAAAGAAAAA